Messenger RNA from Fomitiporia mediterranea MF3/22, 237 nucleotides. RefSeq lists its product as uncharacterized. Gene Ontology annotation, cellular component: nucleus. The record is from RefSeq and is a predicted model, not a curated record. The transcript has a single exon. Gene Ontology annotation, biological process: regulation of transcription by RNA polymerase II. The annotation marks the transcript as partial. NCBI's taxonomy places the organism in Eukaryota, Fungi, Basidiomycota, Agaricomycetes, Hymenochaetales, Hymenochaetaceae. Gene Ontology annotation, molecular function: RNA polymerase II transcription regulatory region sequence-specific DNA binding; DNA-binding transcription activator activity, RNA polymerase II-specific.
GCACUCUCCCCCCAAGAAGACAAACGCCGCCGCAACACCGCCGCCUCCGCCCGUUUCCGUCUCAAAAAGAAAGAACGCGAAGCCGCUUUGGAACGACGCGCCGCAGAACUCGAGUCCCGCGUAACCACCCUCGAACGCGAGUGCGAGGGGCUAAGAAGAGAGAAUGGUUGGUUGAAGGGCCUUGUGGUGGGCGUUACGGGUGCUAGUCAAGGCGCUUCUGUCGUCCAGCAGCAUCCU